This is a messenger RNA of Daldinia caldariorum, 1352 nucleotides long. Its product is annotated as carbohydrate-binding module family 1 protein. Gene Ontology annotation, molecular function: cellulose binding. Gene Ontology annotation, biological process: carbohydrate metabolic process. The transcript is spliced from 2 exons. The coding region runs from base 390 to 1265 and encodes 291 amino acids. The record is from RefSeq and is a predicted model, not a curated record. Gene Ontology annotation, cellular component: extracellular region. NCBI's taxonomy places the organism in Eukaryota, Fungi, Ascomycota, Sordariomycetes, Xylariales, Hypoxylaceae.
GGCCGAAUCCAACUAGACGGAAUGUCCUGAUCCUCGUAUGAACGAUCAUGGUGCGUCCGUCUCUCUGCGGUAGUAGCCAUAACGAAGGCGCGGACUGGAAAUAUAAAACCCCUGGCGACUUCAACUUGGAUCGUCAUUCGAAUUGCCUCUCCGAACUAGAACUACAAGGUUAACCUAAAGCCAUAUCAUCAUUAGACACUAGUUCAUCAGCUUGACGAGAUGAGGCCAUCCCUUUAUGCAGCGCUUACUGCCCUAGCUGCCACUAAUGUGGCUGGACACUCUAUAUUCCAGGACCUCUGGGUCGAUGGAGUUGACAUGAUAAGUUUUGAAUAACGCUCUGGGGAGGGUAUUAAACUAAUCUAACUUAGUACGGCUCCCAAUGCGUUCGAAUGCCGCCGUCUAAUAGUCCUGUUACCAACGUAAACAGCAUUGAUAUUCGAUGUAACGUCGGUGGUAGCCGAGGUGUCUCGGGAAAGUGUGCCGUGAAGGCUGGUUCCACGGUAACAAUCGAGAUGCAUGAGCAACCCGGCGACCGGAAAUGUAAUAGCGACGCCAUUGGCGGAAAUCACUUUGGCCCAGUGAACGUAUACCUUAGCCAGGUUCCUGACUCCUCAUCUGCCGACGGAUCUACCCCGUGGUAUAAGAUCUUCGCGGACUCGUGGUCGGCUAAGGGCACAGUUGGAGAUGCCGACAACUGGGGAACUAACGAUCUCAACUCAUGUUGCGGAAAGAUGGAUGUCCCUAUUCCGGUAGAUACACCAGAUGGCGAUUACUUGCUGCGCGCUGAAGUCAUAGCACUCCACACCGCGUCCAGCGCCGGCGGUGCUCAGUUCUACGUUUCAUGCUAUCAACUCAGCGUCAGGGGUGGCCAGACUAAAGCCGCUGCACUACCGGCUGGUGUUAAGCUCCCUGGCGCCCUGAAGAGCAGCGACCCUGGCAUCCAAAUCAACAUCCACUCCAAAGUAAGCAACUACGUGAACCCGGGCCCGGCCGUAAUCGCUGGCGGUACUACAAAGCAGGCUGGUUCGGGCUGCUCGGCCGGCUGCGCGAAGACUUGCGCCGUUGGCUCCGGUCCUGUCGGCACUGCCAUUGGAUCAGCCCCUAAGCCUACAUCGGGUGCUGGCAGCCCCGGCGGAGGCCAAGCCGGAUGUGCGCAAGCAAGAUAUCAGCAGUGUGGUGGUCAGGGGUACACGGGAUGCACGGCAUGUGCUGAAGGUCUUACUUGCAGUGACGUUUCUCCACCGUACUACUCUCAGUGUGCUUAAGGAUAGGACCGGCCUAGGUUGUCUUGAAUUGGGCUCUAUAACUAAUUUCAUUCGUUAAUGAAUAUAAAUAUAAAUGAUGGAAAGUGC